UCUCUCCAGUCUGCACUAGCUGUCCUCCUCUCACACAGUCGCCCAACCAGUCGGUUCAGCCGAGCCGCUUGGCUUUCCCUGCCCCUCUCGAUAUGUGCUCCUUGCUGCCUGGCCGUUGUCAACGUCCGCCGACCGACGAAGAACGAAGGCGAAGAAGACAUAUUACCACGCUCUACUCGGGCUUCUUGUCGACCCUCCACCAUUGGCUCCCAGCCUUGCCAGUCAAGUCCCAGCCCGAGUUGUGAGCUGUUGUGUGGGGAGAAAACAGCAGGCAGGGAGGCAGCAACAGCUCGGAAACAUCUGGCCGCCGCAGAGUCCUGUAAUGGAAAGGAACACAAAGUCGGCAUAAGGGGGAAGAGGGCAAAAGACGAGGAGGAUUCCGCGGGGGACGUCGGAGCGUGCUGCCUGUUAUGAGGACAGCAGGAUGGAGUUCCCCGACCACAGCCGACAUUUGCUCCAGUGUCUGAGCGAGCAGCGGCACCAGGGCUUCCUGUGCGACUCCACAGUGCUGGUAGGAGAGGCGCAGUUCCGUGCGCACCGCGCCGUCCUGGCAUCGUGCAGCAUGUACUUCCACCUCUUCUACAAGGACCAGCUGGACAAGCGCGACGUGGUGCACCUGAACAGCGACAUCGUAACGGCGCCGGCUUUCUCGCUGCUGCUGGAGUUCAUGUACGAGGGCAAGCUGCGUUUCCAGGACCUGCCAGUGGAGGACGUGCUGGCCGCAGCCUCCUACCUGCACAUGUACGACAUCGUCAAGGUGUGCAAGAAGCGGCUCAAGCGCAAAGCCACGGCCACCGAGGCGGACAGCACGCGGAGGGAGGACGACGGCGCCACCUCCGGCUGCUCCGACAAGGCCGACAGCCUCUCGGACGGCUCGGCCGGCCGCCCCGCCGCUGCCGACACUAGUGACGAGGAGGACGAGACGGAGGUAGGGGCGCCGUGGCUGAGAACUUCAUCCGCCGAGCGGCCGGGGACGCCCGCGGCGCCCACGCUCGCCAGCCCGUGCCGCGGGGAAGCAGAAGUCAAAGCCGCGUCCCCCGCCGGGAGCCCGUCCAGCUCCACCGGGUCCCUCUCCCUCAAGUCGCAGCGAGGGCAACACGGUCGGGUGGCAGGCGACGUUGUGGACUGCGUGCUGGACUUGUCCGUCAAACCCUCGCCCGGCGUCAACCACCACUCAAACUACUUCGGCAGCGACUCCCCACCAGACGGUCUCCGGAGCCCCCUGCCCGUGAGGGUGAAAGUGGAGAGGGGCGCGGCAUCGGACGAGGACGACGAUGCGGGCGGCGCGGACUAUGAGAUGGAGCACAGCGGCAAGGUGACGGGGCAGCGAGGUGUGGGCGGCCCCCUGUCGGCGCAGCGGCGCCUGGGCCUGGAGGCGCACCUGUCGGCCCUGCGCGAGGCCUCGCUGGCUUCCGAGCUGGAGCGCGAGGACAAGCGGCCCGGCGAGGACGUUCCGGCCGAGGCGGCGGCGGGCGGCGCGGACGGCGCCCUUCUUCCCUACGUGUCUAACAUGCUGGCAACGCCGCACACUCAGAUCUUCAUGUGCCCGCUGUGCAACAAAGUGUUCCCGUCCCCGCACAUCCUCCAGCUGCACCUGAGCUCGCACUUCCGCGAGCAGGAGGGCGUGCGUGCCAAGCCGGCCGGCGGCGACGUCAACGUGCCCACGUGCACCAUCUGCAGCAAGACCUUCUCCUGCAUGUACACGCUCAAGCGCCACGAACGCACGCAUUCGGGCGAGAAGCCCUACACGUGUGCCACCUGCGGCAAGAGCUUCCAGUACUCGCACAACCUGAGCCGCCACGCCGUGGUGCACACGCGCGAGAAGCCGCACGCCUGCAAGUGGUGCGAGCGACGCUUCACGCAGUCGGGAGACCUCUACCGCCAUAUCCGCAAGUUCCACUGCGAGCUGGUCAACUCGCUGUCGGUCAAAAGCGAGCCGCUGGCGCUGCCUAAUGUCAGGGACUGGGCCAUAGAGGACAGCUCGCAGGAACUCUGGAAGUAGAUUCCCGUGUCGGCUCCUUAAAGCGCUGCUUCCCAACUGCCUUUGAGCUUUUCAUUCUGGAGAAAUUGCUCAUAAUGGCAUAAAAGUAAACUCCCGUUAGGGACCCAUACCUGCCUGGCGUAGAUUUGAACAACCUUUCUAAAAAUCCUCAAACUGUAUGCCAUGGCUGGGCGAUUUUAAGAUUGAAGAUCGAAAAAACAAAAGAAAUGGCUCAAUCUAGGUGAUCAUAUUUAAAGUUGCUGGUUUUCAAACAGUUUAUUACACUCCACGUGAGUUCAACUGUAAAAGUAAACAUAUUGUGCACUAAAUACUUUGUUCUUCGAAUGCCUGCUAGCUUCUGUUAAUAUACAAUUGAAGAUGCGAUUGUAUAAAAAGUACUCGUUGCAAAACCCAAGUUUAAAAAAAAAAUCGUCAGAGCAAUUGAGAUCUGAUGUGAACAAAAAAAAUUGUGAUCUUGUUUGACCAGAUCGCCCAGACCUACUGUACAUCCAGAAAAGUGAACCCCUUGCUGAAAGUCUGCAAUAAACACACAAUUUAUACAAAUAAGCCUUAAAAUGCGCCUCCUACAUGCUCCCAAAACAUUGAAAACACCUUUUAAACAUACUGUAAAACUGUACUCCAAGGGUUGCCCGGCAUCCACUUUACAUGAGAAAAUUCUCAAAUUAUCCUAAAACGUACAAGCACUUAGGGCUGGGCCAAAAAGUUUUUAACCCCCAAUUCUUUAAGAAUGAAGAGAGAGCGCAAAAGUUUUAGAAAAAUGUUAAAUGUUGAACAACAGUAAUGUACCUAAAGUGCAAAAAGUUCUGUCUUAAAUUGUCUUUUUCUCUCCCCCUAUCUGUGCUGUCAGCCCCCAAAUACAAAGUAAUAACUUCAAAUAGAAACCAAUUCUUCCUCAAGGAAUAAUUUUAAUGAAUAACUGUUUGCUAAAUUUCAAUUUUGGCAAAAAAAAACAAAAACAAAAAAGCAUCAAUUUUUUUUUGGGGGGGGGGG
Messenger RNA from Corythoichthys intestinalis (scribbled pipefish), 2992 nucleotides. RefSeq names its product zinc finger and BTB domain containing 18 (gene zbtb18). The transcript has 2 exons. The record is from RefSeq and is a predicted model, not a curated record. Gene Ontology annotation, molecular function: protein binding; DNA-binding transcription factor activity, RNA polymerase II-specific. The coding region runs from base 425 to 2002 and encodes 525 amino acids. Lineage: Eukaryota; Metazoa; Chordata; Actinopteri; Syngnathiformes; Syngnathidae. Gene Ontology annotation, biological process: regulation of transcription by RNA polymerase II. Gene Ontology annotation, cellular component: nucleus.